AUGACGCCUUACUUUACGAACGAUAACGGCGGGACUGGCGUGACCCGAUCCAACGGCGCAGAAGAUGCUCCGGCAAUAGGCGGAAUAGCAACCACUGCUCAGCACAAUUGUUCUAUUCAAGGCUCAGAUCAUGUAGUCGAUACGGAAUUCCUCAUUGUCGGGGCGGGACCUGCUGGGGCAGCCUUGGCUUGCUUUCUCGGUUCUCAUGGACUGCAUGGCAUCAUGAUAAGCAGCGCCUCAGGAACAGCGAACACCCCACGCGCACAUAUCACGAAUAUGGCGGCGUUAGAAUGUCUACGGGAUAUUGGUUUAUAUGACGAACUAGUCAAAUUGGGAUCCACAGGGGCAGAUCAUAUGCAACACACUCGAUGGUGCCAUAGUAUGGCAGGCGAGGAGUACGCACGCAUCCAUUCCUGGGGGAACGACCCUAGACGAAAGGGAGACUAUGAACUAGCCAGCCCAUGUAAACCGUUUGAUCUGCCGCAGACAAUUUUGGAACCGUUUCUGGUUCGACAUGCAGCUUUGAAAGGUUUCCAAUGUCGUUUUGAUACCACACUUACUUCUUUCUUUACCGACCUGAAGACUGACCUGAUCAUUGCCAAUAUUCGCGAUAAGCUGUCAAACCACGAUUACCAGAUUCGUACCCGAUAUCUUUUUGGGGCUGACGGCGCUAGAAGCGAGGUGGUGAAGCAGCUCAAGUUGCCCCUAGCGGUCCAACCUAGUCAGGGUAUUGCAAUUAAUGUGCUGAUCAAGGCUGACCUCUCCCAUUUGAUCAAAAACCGAACGGGCAAUCUACAUUGGGUGAUGCAGCCAGAUCGGGAGCACCCAUGUUUUGGCUGGAUGGGAAUUGUUCGCAUGGUAAAGCCAUGGAAUGAGUGGAUGUUCAUUUUGUUUCCCGAUAACAACUAUGAUCAUUCUCAAGGCAAGCCGUCUAAGGUGGAGUAUCAAAGGAGAGUACAGGAGUUUAUUGGUGAUGACACACCCACAGAGGUCCUGGAUAUCUCCACGUGGUAUAUUAAUGAGAUGGUCGCAGAGAAAUAUUCAGAGGGCAACAUCUUCUGCCUUGGUGAUGCCGUGCACCGUCACCCUCCAUUAAAUGGUCUGGGCUCAAAUACGUGUAUUCAAGAUGCCUUCAACCUCGCUUGGAAGGUCGCAUAUGUUCACAAGGGGCUUGCGUCACCGUCUCUUCUAUCCACUUACUCCAUCGAGAGACAGCCCGUAGGUCAUUCGAUUAUCACCAGAGCAAACCAGGCAUACCGAGAUCACUUCCUCGUCUGGAAGGCUCUAGGCAUGCUGUCCACUGACUUGUCCGCACGAAAAGGGAUUCUGGAGGAGUUAAAGAGUGCAACACCAGAAGGGUCAGACCGCCGCCGUGCCCUGCAUGCGGCAAUCAAGCAUACCUCUCAUGAAUUCCAUGGCCUUGGAAUUGAAAUGAAUCAACAUUACGAAAGCCAAGGGGUCUACACAGCUGACGAAUCCAAUCCCUAUGUGCUUCUCGGACGAGCGGCCGAAGAUAAUGUCCUGCAAAACCGGGGGGAGCCUAUUUCAACAAUCGACAUUACUGGCCAUGGCGCUUUCACAAUCUUAACUGGGAUCGGAGGUGGGCAAUGGAAGAAAGCCGCUGAGAGUGUUGCCGAAAGGCUUAAGGUUCCGAUACAAGUGCACACUAUUGGAUUCAGACAGGACUGGGAGGACGUUUACUUUGAGUGGGAAAACUUGCGAAGCGUGGAAGAAUCAGGGGCCGUGUUGGUGCGGCCCGAUCGAUUCAUUGCAUGGAGAGCACCAGAGGUUCCCCAGAAUGCUGGUGCAUGCGAGUCGAAGCUUCUUGAAGUUAUGAGAUACAUUUUAGGAUACGGUGAUGUAUCACAGUCACAUUGA
Penicillium maclennaniae is the source of this 1878-nucleotide messenger RNA. RefSeq names its product FAD binding domain-containing protein. Lineage: Eukaryota; Fungi; Ascomycota; Eurotiomycetes; Eurotiales; Aspergillaceae. The transcript has 6 exons. Bases 1 to 1878 code for a protein of 625 amino acids. The record is from RefSeq and is a predicted model, not a curated record. Gene Ontology annotation, molecular function: FAD binding.